CUUUGUAUACCACAUCUUUUCUUUUCAAGCGAGAGCCUUUCUCACUCGCUUGGAUACACGAUGAGUCCGCCAUCAACCCGUCGUGAAGUUCUUUGUUACCCGAUUGAUUCUUGAGCUGUGACUUGUGGGCGUUGCGCCAAAGGAUAAACAUUUGGGCAGUUUCGAUGUUUCUCCCCUCCCAUAUCGGCCCUGUUGAACCCACCACGGCUCCUAUGUCCCAUCAUCCUCUUUGCCGUCCAGUGCAACCCCUUCCCUCCUCCGGCCUAGUUUCGGGUCCGAACUCCGGUCCAUCUGCCCUUCUGUGCAAUGGCUCGACUCAACAAGCGCCGCCUCCCGUCAUUCCGUCUGUAUCAAACUCUGGAUCCACACCAGCUUCCGACUCCGUAUUCAACGGCGCAACCAGAUUCCAAUCAGAAAAGCAUACAAGCAUCACUGGCUACAAUAACCACUCUAAAGUCUAGGUAUGGAAGUCCAAGCAUGCCCCUGUCCGCUUGACUCCUAGGUUUUAGUGAAGGAUUCCACCGCUAAUCGGAUUGCGUAUAUAUUCAAGGGUUGGAGCAAUCGAUUGGUCUUGCAGAAUGGGG
This is a messenger RNA of Pseudomassariella vexata, 584 nucleotides long. RefSeq lists its product as uncharacterized. Bases 165 to 461 code for a protein of 98 amino acids. The transcript has a single exon. The record is from RefSeq and is a predicted model, not a curated record. NCBI's taxonomy places the organism in Eukaryota, Fungi, Ascomycota, Sordariomycetes, Amphisphaeriales, Pseudomassariaceae.